AUGUUUUGUGGAGUCGGGCUAGAUUUUGUGGGACUAGUAACGGUACUGGUAACCGUUCAUCUCACAAGCAGCCAGUUUUCAUGCAGAAAUCGAGAUGGUGUAUCCGUUGACUGGUUCGUCGGAUAUAAAUUACCGAAUAGCGGGAAAUUCCCUACCGAAUAUCCGGGAGCAACGUUUCUGUAUGCGGAUGAAGCUUCUGAGAAUUGGGGUAAUCCAGAAAACCUGAACUCUUCGCAGAGCGCUAUUGCUGCAACACUUUCUCAGUAUUACAAGAGGCGAGGAGAUAAGGUUUGUUAUUUCUCGAAAUUUAUUCCGUCGUCCUAA
Molecule: messenger RNA, 324 nt
Organism: Gongylonema pulchrum
Lineage: Eukaryota; Metazoa; Nematoda; Chromadorea; Rhabditida; Gongylonematidae
Source: the annotation of a GenBank genome assembly